Messenger RNA from Tachyglossus aculeatus (Australian echidna), 5472 nucleotides. RefSeq names its product kinesin family member 5B (gene KIF5B). The transcript has 26 exons. The record is from RefSeq and is a predicted model, not a curated record. Gene Ontology annotation, molecular function: ATP binding; microtubule binding; microtubule motor activity. Lineage: Eukaryota; Metazoa; Chordata; Mammalia; Monotremata; Tachyglossidae. Bases 96 to 2996 code for a protein of 966 amino acids. Gene Ontology annotation, biological process: microtubule-based movement.
CGGUCGCCGCCCGCCCGCCCGCCCUUGCCCCGGGGGGAUCCGGUCCGCUCCGGCGAGGCCUGCCGGGCCGAGGGGAGUAGGCCCCGGCGGCGAAGAUGGCGGACCCGGCCGAGUGCAACAUCAAAGUCAUGUGUCGCUUCAGGCCCCUCAACGAGUCUGAGGUGACCCGCGGCGACAAGUACGUCGCCAAGUUCCAGGGCGAAGACACCGUCAUCAUCGCGUCCAAGCCUUACGCAUUUGACCGUGUCUUCCAGUCAAGUACAUCACAGGAGCAAGUAUACAAUGACUGUGCAAAAAAGAUUGUUAAAGAUGUACUUGAGGGAUACAAUGGAACAAUAUUUGCAUAUGGACAAACCUCCUCGGGGAAGACUCAUACAAUGGAGGGAAAACUUCACGAUCCUGAUGGCAUGGGAAUUAUUCCAAGAAUAGUGCAAGAUAUUUUUAAUUAUAUUUACUCUAUGGAUGAAAAUUUGGAAUUCCACAUUAAGGUGUCAUACUUUGAAAUCUAUUUGGAUAAAAUAAGGGACCUUUUGGAUGUUUCAAAAACCAAUCUUUCUGUCCAUGAGGAUAAAAAUAGAGUUCCUUACGUAAAGGGCUGCACAGAGCGUUUUGUAUGUAGUCCAGAUGAGGUUAUGGAUACCAUAGAUGAAGGAAAAUCCAACAGACAUGUAGCAGUUACAAAUAUGAAUGAGCACAGCUCUAGAAGUCACAGCAUCUUUCUUAUUAAUGUAAAACAAGAAAACACUCAAACAGAACAGAAACUGAGUGGAAAACUUUAUCUAGUGGACUUGGCUGGUAGUGAAAAGGUUAGUAAAACUGGAGCUGAAGGUGCUGUACUGGAUGAAGCAAAGAAUAUCAACAAGUCACUGUCAGCCCUUGGGAAUGUGAUUUCUGCAUUGGCUGAGAGUAGCACAUAUGUUCCGUAUCGAGAUAGUAAAAUGACAAGAAUCCUUCAAGAUUCACUAGGUGGCAACUGCAGAACCACCAUAGUAAUUUGUUGUUCUCCAUCAUCAUACAAUGAAUCUGAAACUAAAUCUACACUCCUAUUUGGUCAAAGAGCCAAGACAAUUAAGAAUACAGUUUGUGUCAAUGUGGAGCUAACUGCUGAACAAUGGAAGAAGAAAUAUGAAAGAGAAAAAGAAAAAAACAAGACAUUACGCAACACUAUUCAGUGGCUUGAGAAUGAACUUAAUCGCUGGCGCAAUGGGGAGACUGUGCCAGUUGAUGAACAGUUUGACAAAGAAAAAGCCAACUUGGAAGCUUUUGCAGCAGAUAAGGAUAUUUCUGUUAUUAAUGAUAAGCCAACAGCUACGAUUGGAGUAACUGGAAAUUUUACUGAUGCUGAGAGAAGGAAAUGUGAAGAAGAAAUUGCUAAAUUGUAUAAGCAACUUGAUGAUAAGGAUGAAGAAAUUAAUCAGCAAAGUCAGUUGGUAGAGAAGCUAAAGACCCAGAUGUUGGAUCAGGAAGAGCUAUUGGCAUCAACAAGAAGGGACCAAGAUAAUAUGCAAGCUGAGUUGAAUCGCCUCCAGGCCGAAAAUGAUGCCUCAAAGGAGGAAGUGAAAGAAGUGUUACAGGCUCUGGAGGAACUUGCUGUCAACUAUGAUCAGAAAUCUCAGGAAGUUGAAGACAAAGCCAAGGAGUAUGAGCUGCUUAGUGAUGAACUCAAUCAAAAAUCGGCAACGUUAGCCAGUAUAGAUGCUGAACUUCAGAAACUGAAAGAAAUGACCAAUCACCAGAAAAAACGGGCAACCGAGAUGAUGGCAUCAUUACUGAAAGACCUUGCUGAAAUCGGAAUUGCUGUAGGAAAUAAUGAUGUAAAGCAACCUGAAGGAACUGGCAUGAUAGAUGAAGAGUUCACUGUUGCAAGACUGUACAUUAGUAAAAUGAAAUCAGAAGUGAAAACAAUGGUAAAGCGUUGUAAACAGCUAGAAGGGACACAGACUGAGAGCAAUAAAAAGAUGGAAGAAAAUGAAAAGGAACUCGCAGCAUGUCAGCUUCGGAUCUCACAGCAUGAAGCGAAAAUCAAGUCCUUGACUGAAUACCUUCAGAAUGUAGAACAGAAGAAAAGGCAGCUGGAGGAGUCCGUUGACUCCCUUAAUGAAGAGUUAGUUCAGCUUCGGGCCCAGGAGAAAGUGCAUGAAAUGGAAAAGGAGCACUUGAAUAAGGUUCAGACUGCAAAUGAAGUCAAGCAAGCUGUUGAACAACAGAUACAAAAUCACAGAGAAACUCAUCAAAAACAAAUUAGCAGUCUGAGGGAUGAAGUUGAUGCGAAAGAGAAACUUAUUACUAACCUUCAAGACCAAAAUCAGAAAAUGAUACUGGAGCAGGAACGUUUGAGAGUUGAGCAUGAGAAAUUAAAAGCUACAGAUCAAGAAAAAAGCAGGAAAUUGCAUGAACUUACGGUUAUGCAGGACAGACGGGAACAAGCAAGACAAGACUUAAAGGGUUUGGAGGAGACUGUGGCAAAAGAACUUCAGACCCUGCACAAUCUUCGGAAGCUGUUUGUCCAAGAUCUGGCUACCAGAGUUAAGAAGAGUGCUGAGAUUGAUUCUGAUGAUACUGGAGGCAGUGCAGCCCAAAAACAGAAGAUAUCCUUUCUUGAGAAUAACCUUGAACAGCUCACAAAAGUGCACAAGCAGUUGGUACGUGAUAAUGCAGAUCUUCGUUGUGAGCUCCCUAAACUGGAGAAGCGACUUAGAGCUACAGCUGAACGAGUUAAAGCAUUGGAGACUGCACUGAAAGAAGCCAAAGAAAAUGCAUCUCGUGAUCGUAAACGAUAUCAACAAGAAGUAGAUCGUAUUAAGGAAGCAGUCCGAUCCAAGAAUAUGGCCAGAAGAGGACAUUCUGCCCAAAUUGCUAAGCCUAUCCGUCCAGGGCAACAUCCAGCUGCUUCUCCAACUCAUCCAAGUGCAAUUCGUGGCGGAGGUGCAUUUACUCAAAACAGCCAGCCUGUUGCUGUGCGCGGUGGUGGAGGCAGACAAGACAAAGUCUGCUGAAAAGUUAUAUGCAUUAUGAAGAGGAUGGGAUAUCAACAGAGCGUCAUUCCAUGACACCACACUUUCCCUCUGGGGAUUGUAGGAUUGUUACUUUCUCUCUUUUUUUUUUUUCUUUGAAAAUGUAUAAAUUAUACCUGGCCUGUACAGCUGUUCCCUUCCCUCUCUCCCACUCCACCUUGCAAAUUCUGCUGAUUAAUUCCCAACCCAACUAGAGUGCAAUUUUGGCGUCUUGGAAAAUGACAGUAACUGAAAGUGUAGCUAAAUUCAUUACACGGUUUGUCUUUCAUGUCUUAAAUUUAGUCUGCACUGUGCCAAGUUGAAUGUACAUUACAGGUUAAAAGAAACUUAAAUUUAAAAUCCGUAGUUUAAUUUGUGGACAUUUUCCUGUCUUAAGGAACAUGUAACAAUAUUGAAGCAUAGAUUUAAUGUUUUAUGUUUUACCACUUUAAUUAUAACACUACUUAUCCAACUGAAUGGGUCAGGGCAGCACUGUAUAUUAAAGUUCCUGAAAUGACAGGGUAAAAAUGGAUUUGUGUAGUGUCUGGAGUUGCUUCUGACAACUGUUUUUGGGCGCUGAAAUACUGAAACUACAGAACUAGGGAUUUUAAUUUGAACAAGGCUGCUAAAUUUUUUUUAAUUAAUUAAAUGCCUGCUAAUAGGUAACUUGAGUUAAGUACUAGACAAUAACAGGAGUAAACCUACGUUUACAUGUGAUAAUUUUUUUUUUUGGCAAAUGAACAUUUGUCCUGUUUUUGAUUCUGUACACAGCAUAGCUUGAGGGUUGAAAAAUCCUGCUUCAUUCUGAUGAGCCUGCUAGCGACACAAGAAUUGACAAAAUGGUUAUUUAUCAUCUUUAGUGACGUGAACUAAGACGGUGUAGAAUUAGACUAACUUUUUUCCCAUUGUAAGUAAUGAACUGGUCGAGUCUGAAUUUAGCCUUUUGAUAAUGAGAAAUGCAAGAACAGUACAGCUAAUGAAAUGAUGUGGACAAAGUAGACUUCAGUACAUCUUACUUGGAAAUUCCUGGGGUGUAUUUUAAAGAUCUGCUACAGUAAAUCACACACUGUAAUUUAUUCUUGUCAAGUCUAGAAAUAUUGAAAUGUCACUCCAAAUAUCUUAAGUGAGCAAGUUUUUUUCACAUUUGUAAAAGUAAAUGAGUGCAUCGUUGGGGUAGAGGAUUUUUGUUGCAUUUUAGUCCAUCAUAUAAUUAGUUGUAAACUAUUAUAGUAUUCCCAAUACUUUAUCAGAUUGAAAUGUCACGUAUUUAAGUAAUAUCAUCAAUAUGGAAAAGAGGGGGUCCAUUUUGUGCUUCAUUUUUUAGCAGUGGAGUUCUGAGAGUGGAUUUGGGGUUCUAUUAGUGUACACAGUGUGACAUUCUAUAUUAAGAUCUUGUUGGCAAAUAGCUUUUUUAAAAAGUUUUUAUAUGAAAUUAAAUAGUUGCAGUACGAUAUAAGGAACCAGUCAGAAGUUUGGGGCCCUAAUUGGCUUAUUUUUCUAUUUCCUGCUGUAAUUUCCACUUUUAUAAUAGUUUUGGUUUGAAGGCUGAAUUAUUUAUUUUCAUUGGAAGCCAGAAAUCCUUGUUGUUGCAGGUCUUCAGUAGUUGUGUUGACGAUAGGACUGACAGAAGCACUCCAAACUAAGACGAAAUCCUUGUUCAGCAAGACAGAUGUAGGGUGAUUCGCUAAGAAAGAAAAUGAUGCAGCAUUUCUGAUAAACUGAGUUCACUAAAAGGAAACAUCUUUAACCACUAGCUGCAUGUACACAGGUCCUCGAAUUUUUACAUUAGCUCAAAAACUGGCUUCCUUGAAAAUAUACAUAAAUGAAGCAGAAUUUUUUCUCUUAUCUGUAUAUGGUAGUUUCAUUCCUGUAAGUAAUGUAUCACGGGUAUUGGUGCUGAACAUUGCCGUGUAAUAAAUUGUAACUAGCAUGUAGCUCAAAAUAUAUAAUGUUUCCUUUUUAUAGCUAAAAGAUUUUCUUUAAACAUUUUACAAAGUUUACCAAGACUUGCAUCUUAAAUUUUUCAAGGAAACUGCUGUUUUUUGGCUCUACUACAGUAGGCCAUUUAAACAGGACAAUUAGUGUUUGUAAAUGAAAAUCAUCAACCUGUUAAUGUUAAAUGCAAAGCUAUUUCAAUUUGCAAUCUCCAUUUUUUUUUGCGUGGUUUUUAUUUUUAUUUUCCUCUGAAUCGUAUUGUUGGUUUAGAAGAGAAGCUCAGUGAAAUAAAAGAAUAAUAUUUAUUCAUGGUGAUCAACUAAAUUAUUUUCAUAAUUUAAGAAUACUGACUCGCUACUGUGUGUAACUCUAAAUUUGACAUGAGAUGACAGAGAAGAGUUUACCUGUGGAAUAUGGAAACUUUAAUUUUCAGUGUAUGGUGAUGCAUUUAAAAAUAAUUGGUUUGGGGAAGACGCCAUAUAGGUUUAACUUACCUGCAUGCUGUAAAUGUAUUUGUGUUUAAAUAAAGAGGAAAAAAGUCAAA